Molecule: messenger RNA, 1829 nt
Organism: Dipodomys ordii (Ord's kangaroo rat)
Lineage: Eukaryota; Metazoa; Chordata; Mammalia; Rodentia; Heteromyidae
Gene: Tdo2
Product: tryptophan 2,3-dioxygenase
Exons: 14
Coding region: 177-1397 (406 amino acids)
Molecular function (GO): L-tryptophan 2,3-dioxygenase activity; metal ion binding; heme binding
Source: RefSeq, a predicted model, not a curated record
CAAGGAGGUACACUCAGUUUCUCCUGCAUGCUUGGUGUGCUUCAUCUCUUCAUUUGUAUCCCAGCUUUAGAAAUCAAAGAAAGAACAAAAGACAUGCUUUGACUUUAAUACUCUUCACUUAUUUUUUAUUGUCUUUUGAGGUUCAGUUAUUACCCAUUUGAAAGUGUCUCUUCACCAUGAGUGGGUGUCCGUUUUUAGGAAACAGCUUUGGGUAUGUUCUUAAGAAUCUAUCUCUAGAAGGCACCAAAGAAGACGAGUCACAAACAGGUGUGAAUAGAGCCAGCAGAGGAGGGCUUAUCUAUGGGAACUACUUACAGUUGGAAAAAAUUUUGAAUGCACAAGAACUCCAGAGUGAAAUAAAAGGAAAUAAAAUCCAUGAUGAACAUCUUUUCAUCAUAACUCAUCAAGCUUAUGAACUCUGGUUUAAGCAAAUCCUCUGGGAGUUAGAUUCUGUGAGAGAAAUCUUUCAGAAUGGCCAUGUCAGGGAUGAAAGGAAUAUGCUCAAGGUGGUGACUCGGAUGCAUCGAAUUGUGGUUAUCCUUAAGCUCCUUGUACAGCAGUUCUCUGUGCUGGAAACCAUGACAGCCUUAGACUUCAAUGACUUCAGAGAGUAUUUAUCCCCUGCGUCAGGCUUCCAGAGUUUACAAUUCCGAUUGCUAGAAAACAAGAUUGGUGUUCUUCAGAGUUCCAGAGUCCCUUACAACAGAAGACAUUAUCGUGAUAACUUCAGGGGAGAAGAUAAUAAACUGCUACUUGAUUCUGAGCAGGAGAAAACCCUUCUGCAGCUCGUGGAGGCAUGGCUAGAAAGAACACCUGGUUUGGAACCUCAUGGAUUUAACUUCUGGGGAAAGUUAGAAAAGAACAUCAUCAAAGGCCUGGAAGAGGAAUUCAUACAGAUUCAGGCUAAAGAAGAAUCUGAAGAUAAAGAGGAACAGAUGGCUGAAUUUCAGAAGCAGAAAGAGGUGUUAAUGUCCUUAUUUGACGAAAAACGCCAUGAGCAUCUCCUUAGUAAAGGUGAAAGACGACUGUCAUACAGGGCACUCCAGGGAGCACUGAUGAUUUACUUUUACAGGGAAGAACCUCGAUUCCAGGUCCCUUUCCAGUUGCUGACCUCUCUGAUGGACAUAGACACACUCAUGACGAAAUGGAGAUAUAACCAUGUGUGCAUGGUGCAUAGGAUGCUGGGCAGCAAAGCUGGCACUGGAGGUUCCUCAGGCUACCACUACCUGCGCUCAACCGUGAGUGACAGGUACAAGGUGUUUGUGGAUUUAUUUAACCUUUCCACAUACUUGGUUUCUCGACACUGGAUACCGAAGACAAACCCAAUGAUUCAUAAAUUCAUCUACACAGCUGAAUACUGUGACAGCUCCUACUUCAGCAGUGAAGAAUCAGACUAAACUCAUGAAAAUUCUGUGAACAAUAUUGAUUUCUCAGGCUAUUUUUUUAUUUUCUAAAUUCCCAUCAACGUCUGGAAAUUCUUAGGGAGAUGUAUUUUUACCUUUAGUUCAGACCAAUGGUAUGUUGAUUCAACUCUGGAAAAAAUUUUAUUGCCAUCAGUUUGUGAUCAUAUAAAAUGAAACAUCAAGAAGAGAAGUAAGCUAAUUGUAACAUUGUACAUGUUUUUAUUAGAAAUUGUGUGUGUUUGUGCAUGUGUGUGUGUUAUAUUCCUAUAAUUCCAGCUACCUGGGAGGCAGACACAAGAAGGAUGGAUGGUGGUUUGAGUCCAGCCAGGGAAAAAUAUUAGAAAGACUCCAUAUUAUAAUAGGCUUAUACCUAUUAUCUUAGCUACUCAGAAAGAUGAGAUCUGAAGAUUACAGUUCAAAGCCAGC